CAAAAUUGUUCGGAAAUUGUUCAGAAAUUGUUCAGGCGUCUAUUAUAUUUUCGCGGACAUUUAUCUGUAUUCAAAAUGAAUCUUACCAUCAUUUGCCUUUCCUUGCUACCGCUCAUUGCAUAUGCAAUGGGAACAAUUUCCACCAAUGGCUACAAGAGCUACAAGGGCAGUUCGGCAACGGCGGGGAAUUCUUUGAAGUUAACCACUGUAUCAUCGGUCAUCGGAUGCCUGACGCUGUGUGCUGGCUAUCAGCACACGUCAAGCACAGUCUGUUACGCGGCUCGAUACAACGGGGCUACAGCCGAUUGUGAAAUGAUGUCACGCAACAGCACGGGAGCAGUGCAAUGGCUGGCCGACAACCAAUGGAAGGUCUUCGUGCGCAAGUGUGAGGCGGGUUGGACCACGUUUAAAGUUUCGUGUUAUCAGCUGUUCAGCAUCAGCAAACAAUGGGACGAUGCAAAGAGUGCAUGCGAGCGGGUCAACGCUUCGCUUGUUUCGAUAACGAGUAAGGAGGAAGACGACUUCAUCAACGCAUAUAUUAAUGGAACAAGCGGUACAAUCUGGAUCGGAGCCAACGAGAGAGAUAUGGAUGGGCUUUGGAAAUGGGAGUCAGGGGAGGAAUGGGAGAGUUUUGGUGUGAACCAGCCGGAUGGCAGCGGAUAUGUCCUUGGAAUGAGUUAUAACCUAGGGUGGAUCAGCACCGACGGCCGAUAUCUACAUUUUUAUUUAUGUGAAAAGUCGAUUUUGGUAUGA
Messenger RNA from Mya arenaria, 753 nucleotides. RefSeq names its product brevican core protein-like. Bases 76 to 753 code for a protein of 225 amino acids. The record is from RefSeq and is a predicted model, not a curated record. The transcript has 2 exons. Lineage: Eukaryota; Metazoa; Mollusca; Bivalvia; Myida; Myidae.